Molecule: messenger RNA, 3227 nt
Organism: Raphanus sativus (radish)
Lineage: Eukaryota; Viridiplantae; Streptophyta; Magnoliopsida; Brassicales; Brassicaceae
Exons: 9
Coding region: 688-3006 (772 amino acids)
Molecular function (GO): protein binding
Source: RefSeq, a predicted model, not a curated record
CUUCGCCGCUAAUAACACGAGUCGUCGUGUCAAGCUUGAUCUCUUCGCGGAACCCUCUGGAGAUUUGGGUGGCUCAGAUGUGCGUUGUGAUGGAGUUGAGAAGAAAAAAACAGAGCCUAAUGAGUUACCUAAGUCACCUUCGUCUUCAGGUGGGUUCCAUCAGCUAGAUCUUCACUUCAGCUAUAUGUAGCAACGCUCCACAUCUUAAUUGGGAGUGUUCUUAUUUGUGUUCCAAACACAUGUUAUGUUCUUUGCCCCUCCCCCAAAAAAUGUUCUCAGAGAGUAGAGAGUGGCUGUGGUGUUGGGGACAUCGUAUGACAUCAGUUCAAGCCAGCCAGGCCACAUUGAUAUUAUGAAUGAGUUACUCUAUUUUUUGCAGCUUCAAGCUUACUAGCUUUAUGGGAACUUUCUUCUUCUGGAUAUAGCUCCUAGCGGUUUGUAUGUCUCUGGCUGUUUUGGCGUGCAAUACGUAAACUGACUCGGCUUUGUCAUUUUAUUGUGACAGGGAAGAAAACAGAGAACCCUUUACUUUUACUUGGACAAUAUAGUGAUGAGGAGGUAGAAGAAGAGGAGGAGGAGGAUAAGGAGAAGGCAGGUGAUGCUGCUGUCGAUACUUCUUUAGCCAAUAAAAAUGAGCAGGUUGAAGCACACAAAGAUACAAAUGUCAAAUCUGGUGCAGACACGACUAUGCAGAUGGUUGACCGACAACAAACAGGGGAGGAUUCUUCUGCUUCUUAUUUUAAGGCGGAAGGGGGAAGUGGUUAUGUCGCAGCGAGUAACUCGACAGCCUUUGAUGGACUAAACAAGCAGACAAAUCCUUCAGUUCAAGCAUCUGGCACCGUGUCUUUAGAGUAUCAUGCUCCCGCUCCCACGGAUGUUACUUCGCAGUGGAAGAUGAUUUUGCAUGAGGAGAGCAAUCAGUAUUACUACUGGAACACACUAACUGGUGAAACUUCUUGGGAAGUUCCUGCGGUUUUGACUCAAACUGCUACGGCAUAUGGGACUGGAUACAAUGAUUCUGGGCAUAUGGUUACAGACGCGUACAACUUGAUUUCUGGUGUUGAACCAACCUAUUUGCAGCAACCCAUGGAAAAUAUGUACACAGGAACUGAUGGUUCGACCUCCCUAACAGCUGAGCUGGGUGAAAGAAGCAAAAGUGAAGAUCGUUAUGCCAAAAGCUUAGGGAAUGAUGGUCAUCAAGUUGAAUGUCAGAUAGAUACUGCUGUUAAUUACCAACCAUGUCACGAGGAGCUUACAGGGCCAGGAGUAUCAGAUCAUGUGCAGGCUACUGUUGAUCAAGGAGCGACUACUGACCUCCCUUCUCGCCUGUUGAGCCAAACCGAAGGUUUACUGGAGAAGCUGAGGUCUCUGAAGAAGUCUCAUGGGAACUUUCACAGCAAUGAGCAGAUAUCAAAGUUCAUACUGGAGCUUGAAGUGAGACAUUCUGAUGUAAAGGCGCUCUUAAAUGAUACCUCGCCUUUAGUUUCUUUUUGGCUCCACACUGAGAAAGAACUCAAGCGUCUUGAAGACGCCGUUAACGAUGAGAUUUACGAGCUUGCAAAAUCUGCAGUAAUGGAUGGAAUCGCAGAGACUGACAAGAGCUCUCCCAAAGAAAAGCUGGUAACUGAUGAAACUCAGGACAGUGUUGAAGAAGGAGAGUUAGCUCAGUCUGGAAAAACUCUUCAUUCAGAUGAAUCAGCUGAUGCGAGUGGUGGCGAUGGAUCUCCCACUUACUCCCAAAGCAAUCCAGCUGAGCAGUCUGAUAACGUUACUACUUUAGAUGAGAUUCAGAAGGUAGGCUCCUCAGUUGUGGAAGAUGUUGACAUGGAUGUGGAUAUGGAGGUUGAAGAACCAGUUCCAGUGCCUCCUUCCGAUAGUAAGAUGUUCAGUCAGACAGAGCCAUCCAAUCUUCACGCAGAUGUUCCACCACCUCCGGGGGAAGAAUGGGUUCCACCACCGCCUUCUGAGAUUGAAGAUGUUCCGCCACCACCGCCUGAUAGUUUUAGUGAACCAGUUCCUCCACCACCACCUCUUGAAAAUGAUCAUGUCCCUCCACCACCCUUGUCUAGUGACUCUGUGGGAGUACCCUACACCGUACCUCAAUCUUACAUUCAGCAACCUACUGAUUAUGCUGCUCAAUACAACUUAUCCUAUCCAGAGUCCAGUUACCAAUACAUUACUAACGCUGUUGCUCCUAACACUCAGUUCUAUGGCCAUGUCGACGGAUCUCAAGUCUCCCUGCCCCAGUCGGCAUAUUACUAUGAAACUGUUCCCGGUACAAGUGAAGUUGCUCCUGUUGAAGCUUAUUACAAUCUCAAUAGCGUAGCUCCGCUGUUUCCUGUCUCUGCAGAGACAACACUGAAUCACGGUGGAGUUGGUUCUAUUAACUACAACAUCCCAAGCGAUUCUUCUAAAGCUGUAGAACCUAGCUCUAAAUCCAAUGACUCUGCCGAAACAGCAUCUUUGAGCUCUGCUACACAAUCCACAGAUGGUACAGGUGGAGCGUCUGUAUUAGCGAAGGGUCAAUCUAAAGUGAAACGGCCUAAAAAGCGGACAGUUGUUGCUACUACAUCCACAUUGAGGUCAAACAAAAAGGUUUCUAGUUUGGUGGACAAGUGGAAAGCUGCGAAAGAGGAGCUAAACGAUAGUGAAGAAGAGGAAGAAGAAGAUAAUUACGGGAUCCUAGAUAGAAAAAGACGACGAGAAAUAGAAGAAUGGAAGUCACGACAGAUUGCGAGUGGAGAGGCUAAAGACAAUGCUAACUUCCAACCACUCGGUGGUGACUGGCGUGAGAAAGUAAAAAGGAGGAAAGAACGAGGGAGACGUGAAGGUGAUGAUGAGCCUAAGAAGAAAGAAGACGAGCAACAAAAACCUGAUCUGACCAAACUCUCAGCACAUCUUCCCUCGGGAUGGCAGGCUUAUUGGGACGAAUCUACCAAGAAAACUUACUAUGGGAAUACAGUUACAUCUGAGACCUCUUGGACACGACCCACUUCCAACACCUGAGUCUCUUUAUCUGUUAUCUUCACCCAAAGUUUUGUACUAUUACUUACAUUUCUAGAAUACAUUUGUUUCUUAGAUUCUCUCAUCUUCAUGUAAAUCUAUUACAGAGCACAACGUGUUACAUGUCUCAUUUGUUGGAGACAAAAUCUUUCUAUUAGGAAAUACUGUAUAACGAUUUAACAUUCCCCAAUGCAGACGCUAAUCUUAGUUUCUCAAUGCUCAAA